Messenger RNA from Fusarium odoratissimum NRRL 54006, 1331 nucleotides. RefSeq names its product DASH complex subunit DAM1. The transcript is spliced from 3 exons. The coding region runs from base 318 to 932 and encodes 204 amino acids. NCBI's taxonomy places the organism in Eukaryota, Fungi, Ascomycota, Sordariomycetes, Hypocreales, Nectriaceae. Gene Ontology annotation, cellular component: mitotic spindle; mitotic spindle polar microtubule; DASH complex. The record is from RefSeq and is a predicted model, not a curated record. Gene Ontology annotation, biological process: mitotic sister chromatid biorientation.
UUGAAAGAACAAAAGUAUGUAAGACUCGAGACCAACUGAUAUCGAAAUCAGGCAUGAUGUAAAGUACAUAUGAUGCUAUCUGGACAAUAGAAACGUCGUGGGGAAAGCCACACGGACUGGGAGCCACAUCUUGGAACGAAUUGCGGGGGCGCCACAACAGACUUCCAUCCAAUGUUUGUUGACUUUCGUACAACCCAACUUCAGGUCGCGAUAUCAAAUACGCGGAUUGCAUUACCCAGUACGCCGAGCCACGAAUACACGAAAUAAUACACAAAAACAGAACAGCGAAUGCGAAAUACAGCAUACAAGUUGCCAAAAUGUCGACUACACCUCUCGAUCCCGGCAAACGCUCAAAUUCUCGUUCCCGAACGUCACGACCUACCACCCCGCUGCGACCUUCAUCCCGAUCAUCCUUUCGCGAGUCCGCGCGAGGUGCUGGAGAACAUGAUGCGCCAUUUCCGCUGAAUGCAUUUGAGCCAGCCUUCGCUGAGCUUUCCGAUGCCAUGGCCGACCUUGAAGCGAACAUGAUGCACUUUCAGCUUAUGCACGAGAGUUUAGCGAGAUUCAGCGAAUCGUUCGCGAGCUUCCUUUAUGGCCUGAACAUGAAUGCCUUCUGUGUUGAUUUCCCAGAGGGACCUGUUCCAGAAUCUUUCCGCAGAGACAGAACUCAACCAGAACAACCCGCUGUGACCCCAUCAAAAUCAGAGGCUGAUGCAGAAAUGACGUUCAUGACCACUGACACGUCCUUUGUCGAGAAUCCACCUACUACCACCAAGUCUUCCAAAUUCACCACACCAGAGCCUCCAAAACGACAAUCACGUCUCCCUGCUGCUCCCGGUCGAGGAACAUCGUCUCGGGGAAGAUCGACUCGUGGUGUUGGACGUAGCCGGCCUAGUGGACUGGCCAGAGCGCGCGGUCGAGGUGUCAGGUGAAUAUGAUCGGGAUAUCGACAGAAAUAUUCCAAAACGCCAUUUGCAAUGUCAAAAAUCAAGCCCAGCUCCGAUGCGCCCUAGGAUUUUAUAUCCCCCUUUUAGCGUGCUAUGAAGAACUUUAUCGGACAUGAUUUAGGCGUCCAUGGCAACAUCGUUAUCUUGGUCGGCAAAUGUGCGCUUUCGGUCGCCGUUGUCUGUUCGCAAGCCGACGGCAGCUUCGGCCUCCUGUUGAGUGUAUGGUCCUUCGGCGAUCUGCUUGACUCUAGUGGGGAGUUAGAACACAUGUCAGAAUAGACAAAUAUAUACCCAUUGCGAGUCACUAUGUGACAUACCUUCUCUUAUGAGGCUUUCCCUUUUGAUGCGAGACCAGAGUAGCAUCCGUAUCGAACCAUUUGGAGC